AUGGAGGACGCUGAACUUGAAGCAAUAAGACAAACUCGAUUACGCGAAUUGCAGGCUCGUGCCGGAGGACCCUCAGUUGGUCACAAUGUUGGCAACGCGAAAAGCUCAGAGGAAGAAACUGAGCAAAAACGACAACAAGAGGAAACUAGACAAAAUUUGCUGAUUCAAAUUCUUGAUAAUGAAGCACGAGAACGGC
Ambispora gerdemannii is the source of this 196-nucleotide messenger RNA. NCBI's taxonomy places the organism in Eukaryota, Fungi, Glomeromycota, Glomeromycetes, Archaeosporales, Ambisporaceae. The record is from the annotation of a GenBank genome assembly.